AUGUCUCGCCCUGAGGAUACCCUAUAUGCCGAUCUCCAUUAUGACGACCGGGAGGCAAAGAAGUAUACCUCUUCGUCGCGAAUCCGCAAGAUUCAGUCAGACAUGACCCACCGGGCACUCGAACUCCUUGACCUCCAAUCCCCAUCCCUCAUUUUGGACGUCGGUUGUGGCUCCGGUUUAUCGGGUGAGAUCCUUUCACAGGCUGGGCAUACGUGGAUUGGCAUGGACAUUGCUCCCAGUAUGCUCGACCUUGCCCUGCAGCGGGAAGAUGAGGGUGUCCUUAGCCUAAUGUUGGCCGACAUCGGGCAAGGGGUCCCCUUUCGACCCGGGACGUUCGAUGCAGCCAUCAGUAUAAGUGCAAUUCAAUGGCUCUGCAAUGCAGAAUCAAGCGAUGUUAGCGCCGAGGGUCGGUUGCGGCGGUUUUUCGAGGGUCUCUACGCUAGCCUUCGACGCGGAGGCCGCGCAGUCUGUCAAUUUUACCCCAAAAAUGAUGCUCAGCGGAGCAUGAUCAGUGGAGCCGCAAUGAAAGCUGGGUUCGGGGCUGGUAUCCUCGAAGAUGAUCCCGGCACAAAGAACAGCAAGUUGUACCUCGUACUCACUGUCGGUGGCGGAGGUCUCCAGGGCGAUAUCACAGGGAUUGUCAAUGGCAUGAGUGAUGUGGACGUGCUCGAUGCUAGAAAGACAGCGUUGGGGAAAGGGAGACCACUGUCUUACCGAAAAGGUGAUAAGGCUUGGAUUUUGCGUAAGAAAGAACAAAUGACCAGGAAGGGCAAGGUGGUCAAAGCAGAUUCCAAAUACACUGGCAGAAAACGGCGCCCUGCAUUCUGA
Molecule: messenger RNA, 828 nt
Organism: Aspergillus saccharolyticus JOP 1030-1
Lineage: Eukaryota; Fungi; Ascomycota; Eurotiomycetes; Eurotiales; Aspergillaceae
Product: 18S rRNA methyltransferase BUD23
Exons: 2
Coding region: 1-828 (275 amino acids)
Biological process (GO): rRNA (guanine-N7)-methylation
Cellular component (GO): nucleolus
Molecular function (GO): rRNA (guanine) methyltransferase activity
Source: RefSeq, a predicted model, not a curated record